Messenger RNA from Biomphalaria glabrata, 1035 nucleotides. Its product is annotated as cingulin-like. NCBI's taxonomy places the organism in Eukaryota, Metazoa, Mollusca, Gastropoda, Planorbidae. Gene Ontology annotation, cellular component: membrane. The coding region runs from base 1 to 1035 and encodes 344 amino acids. The transcript has a single exon. The record is from RefSeq and is a predicted model, not a curated record. Gene Ontology annotation, biological process: signal transduction.
AUGUCGGAGUCUAUUGAACACAUGCGGAUGGAAGUUAGGGAGAUGUCGGAGUCUAUUGAACACAUGCGGAUGGAAGUUAGGGAGAUGUCGGAGUCUAUUGAACACAUGCGGAUGGAAGUUAGGGAGAUGUCGGAGUCUAUUGAACACAUGCGGAUGGAAGUUAGGGAGAUGUCGGAGUCUAUUGAACACAUGCGGAUGAUAGUUAGGGAGAUGUCGGAGUCUAUUGAACACAUGCGGAUGGUAGUUAGGGAGAUGUCGGAGUCUAUUGAACACAUGCGGAUGGAAGUUAGGGAGAUGUCGGAGUCUAUUGAACACAUGCGGAUGGAAGUUAGGGAGAUGUCGGAGUCUAUUGAACACAUGCGGAUGGAAGUUAGGGGGAUGUCGGAGUCUAUUGAACACAUGCGGAUGGUAGUUAGGGAGAUGUCGGAGUCUAUUGAACACAUGCGGAUGGAAGUUAGGGAGAUGUCGGAGUCUAUUGAACACAUGCGGAUGGAAGUUAGGGAGAUGUCGGAGUCUAUUGAACACAUGCGGAUGGAAGUUAGGGAGAUGUCGGAGUCUAUUGAACACAUGCGGAUGGAAGUUAGGGAGAUGUCGGAGUCUAUUGAACACAUGCGGAUGGUAGUUAGGGAGAUGUCGGAGUCUAUUGAACACAUGCGGAUGGAAGUUAGGGAGAUGUCGGAGUCUAUUGAACACAUGCGGAUGGAAGUUAGGGGGAUGUCGGAGUCUAUUGAACACAUGGGGAUGGAAGUUAGGGGGAUGUCGGAGUCUAUUGAACACAUGCGGAUGGAAGUUAGGGAGAUGUCGGAGUCUAUUGAACACAUGCGGAUGGAAGUUAGGGGGAUGUCGGAGUCUAUUGAACACAUGCGGAUGGAAGUUAGGGGGAUGUCGGAGUCUAUUGAACACAUGCGGAUGGAAGUUAGGGAGAUGUCGGAGUCUAUUGAACACAUACGGAUGGAAGUUAGGGGGAUGUCGGAGUCUAUUGAACACAUGCGGAUGGAAGUUAGGGGGAUGUCGGAGUCUAUUGAACACAUGUAG